This is a messenger RNA of Erigeron canadensis, 1406 nucleotides long. RefSeq names its product tubulin-folding cofactor C. Gene Ontology annotation, molecular function: tubulin binding. Lineage: Eukaryota; Viridiplantae; Streptophyta; Magnoliopsida; Asterales; Asteraceae. The transcript is spliced from 3 exons. The record is from RefSeq and is a predicted model, not a curated record. Gene Ontology annotation, cellular component: cytoplasm. Bases 147 to 1190 code for a protein of 347 amino acids. Gene Ontology annotation, biological process: tubulin complex assembly; post-chaperonin tubulin folding pathway.
UCAAAGAAACACCUCUGAUUCUCAGAUCAUAAACGAAAGCAGUGGUUUACUUUGGAAAUCUGUUGCUGCUCACUCAAAAUACUAAUCCAUAAUUAAGGAAGCAUUGGGUUUGAUUUUCGAUUGUCAAGCUCUAGCUCUCAACAAUAAUGAAUGACCAAGGGGCUCCCUCAAUCACCACUGAUGAAAUGCCAACUGAUCCAACUGGUGAUCCAACUAUCCAAAGUAAACAUGAGGCUAUGAUCAAACGUCUUUCCAACCUCCAUAACUCCCGUGCAUCCAGCAAAGGCGACUCAAAAGAUCCGUCCUUUGAAUCCACUAAAUCCUUUCUCUUACUUUUCAAUAACUCCAAGCAAGAAAUCGAAUGUUCCCUCACCCAAAUUCAACAAAUUCCUGAUAUGGACCCGGACCAAGAUCUCAAACCUGACCUUGAAAAAAUUUCUCUUUCUAUCUCCAACCUUGAAAAACUAGUUGCUGAAAACUCCUACUUUUUGCCACCAUAUGAAAUCCGAUCAUCUCUUAAAACCAUCUCUGACCUUAAGCAAUCAUUAGAUGCCAUUACUUCUAAAGUCAAACCCAGAAAGAAAUUCUCAUUCAAAAACAAACCUGCCAAGAAAUCUGAAAAAAGCUCCAGCGUAAUGGCUGAUGACCCUAAUAAGACUGAGCAGGAACAAUGGUUGAGUUAUAAGGUUAAAGAUUCACCAGGUUUCAGGAGUAAACAAAAUGAGGUUUUGAUUAAGGAGUUUAAAGGUUCAGAGAAUGGAGAGUAUGUACUUUCGGAUCUAACCAAUUGCGAGGUGAGAUUAAAGGGAUGUUUUCGAAGUUUGUUCAUAAACCGUUUACAGGACUGUAAGAUUUAUGUGGGCCCGGUAUUGGGUUCAAUCUUGGUUGAAGAGGUUGAAGGGUGUUUAUUUGUGAUGGCAUCACAUCAGAUUAGGAUUCAUCAUGCUAAAAUGAGUGACUUUUAUUUACAAUGUAGGAGUCGGCCCAUAAUCGAGCAUAGUUCUGGGGUAAGGUUUGGGCCAUAUUGUUUGUGUUAUGAUGGGAUUGAGAGUGAUCUUAAGGAAGUAAAUCUGUAUGAUGAUACCGGGAGCUGGGCAAAUGUGGAUGAUUUUCAAUGGCUGCGGGCUGUUCAGUCACCAAAUUGGUCAAUUCUGCCAAAAAGCCAACAUAUUGAUAUGGUGAAAAUUUGAAUUUGGAUAGUCACCAUAUCGGAGUUUAACAUUUAAUAUGUAUUUCUAUCUUAAAUUUACAUGCUUAGUUGCUUAAGGUACGGGUUUCUUUGCUCUACUGAGUUCAUACGGGCUUUUUGCAUUUCCUACAACUGUAUCAUUUUUGUUUCUGUUUAGCUCUUCCGAAUUCAUUGUAUUUGUUCAUAUGGGAAAUCAUAAAAUGCACGUUUUACUUUA